CGGUUCGAUUCGGAACUAGGACAGUUGGACACUAUCCAUGACCACUUUCGUACUAAUUCCAAACAGCCCAUACCCGGUCUAACUAUCACCAGAAGAAUGAAGACGUUUGGAGGACAUUAUCACCUAUCCGCCACCGCUCUUGCCGGUGGGUCACGGCGGAAGUCACCGAGCCUUUCACCGUCCAAUACUAAUUCCAGUCUUUCUCCUGCGAGACUUCCCAAGCCGGAAAUCUCUAUUCCAUCGCUACCCGAGAAUCGCAUUGUUUUAGGUGUGGGAAGUACGUUGGUGGACUUCUUGGCUGCGGUGGCUUCUUAUCCUAAGCCUGAUGACAAAAUUAGGAGCACCAGCUUUGAGGUCCAAGGAGGUGGGAAUGCCGGGAAUGCUUUGACUUGUGCAGCUCGACUAGGACUCGAUCCUAGGAUUAUUUCUAAGGUUGCUAAUGAUUCACAAGGAAAAGGAAUAUUGGAUGAACUUGAUGAGGAUGGUGUCGACACAUCCUUUAUGGUGGUGUCUAACGGAGGCAAUUCACCAUUCACAUAUGUCAUUGUUGACAACCAAAUGAAAACUCGAACAUGCAUACAUACUCCGGGAAACCCGCCAAUGAUACCAGAAGAUCUGUCCCAAUCAAAUUUGAUGUCUGCAAUUGAUGGAGCUAGAGUUGUCUAUUUUGAUGGAAGAUUGCAUGAAACAGCUUUUGUUGUGGCAAAGGAGGCUAGUACUAGGAGGAUACCAAUUUUAAUUGAUGCAGAAAGGAUCAGGGAAGGGCUUGAUGGUCUUUUGAACUUUGCUAGUUAUGUUGUAUGCUCAGCAGAGUUUCCACAGUCUUUGCAGGCAUGGAGCAAUGCCCCUACUCUUCCAAGUGCACUUGUUUCCAUGCUAUUGAGAUUGCCAAAUCUAAAGUUUGUUGUUGUGACAUUGGGUGAAGAGGGUUGCAUUAUGCUAGAAACGGCUGAACCUGAGUCUGCCCAAUUUGAAGAAAUAGAUGUAGAUGACUUGUAUGAAAGAUUGAAGGAAAAGAAGGAUGUGAAUGUGACCAUACCUACAUGCAUCACAUCGCACCCAACAAAACUGCAAGCAAAGGGAAUAGGAACAAUGAGCGGAAAACUACUUGUAGGAACAGCUGAGAAGAUACCAUCUUCUGAGCUAGUCGAUACUACGGGUGCUGGAGAUGCAUUCAUUGGAGCAGUACUUUACUCAAUCUGUGCUGAUAUGCCGCCAGAGAAGAUGUUGACAUUUGCUGCUCAAGUGGCUGCUAUUGGUUGCAGAUCUUUGGGCGCCCGAGCCGGCCUCCCAUAUCAUGAUGACCCUCGCUUGGCACCUUUUUUUAAUUUAUAGCUCCCAUGAUAUUAUAAUAGUACGUAAAAAUAAGAGGGUUGCACUUUUUCUUGCAGUGUUAAAAAACUCUGUUAAAAUGAAGUGUUGAAAUAGAGUGAUCCAGAUAAUUAACUGCCCUGAUCUUUUUAUUGGGUUGGACAUUAUCAUGAUUCCGGAGUAGACCAAAACCUAUGGGAUAAAGGAACUUGAACUGCCACUGGC
Molecule: messenger RNA, 1536 nt
Organism: Cuscuta europaea
Lineage: Eukaryota; Viridiplantae; Streptophyta; Magnoliopsida; Solanales; Convolvulaceae
Source: the annotation of a GenBank genome assembly